AUGGAUAACCAGGAGUUUUCGGACGUGAGCAACCUGCUUGUCACGGCAGAGAACCCAGCACGUAAUGAUACACCCGGUCUAGAUCACGCACGAUGUGUCGCUCUGCACAACCACCUGGUUCACUAUGCCUGGGCUGCCGAGAGACGCCCUCCCGCUAGUCCAACUAGCAGUAGCAAAACGUUCUUCACCACCUACGGAGCUGCAGCGGAGGCUCUUCGUGAACGACUUGACCCCUCGCUGGCAGCUUUUCUUGACGCCGCCCUGUUGCCUCCCGAUGGGUCUGAUGGCCUUGAUCCCGCGCCUCUCUCCGUUUUUGUCGCUGGGUUCUGUGAGCCCGACAGUUUCUUUGCUCAAGAAGUGGCUGACCUGUUCGACGAGCCUGUCGACAGCCUGAUCUGCCUAUACUAUCCCAACGUUGGCCAAGGUGGAGGAAGUGGUGGUGGUCUAUUCUAUCAUCAAGGCUACCAUCGUGCCGCUGUCUUGAUGCAUAUGUGGGAUCACGAUUAUGUCCUCCCUAUUGCAGCACACCAAGAGCUUUGGCACCCUCUCGAGACGGUACUCUCCAACUGGAUCGAGCUGAUUCAUCUUGGCAAGACUCAAAUCACACCUUCACCGAGAGACGAGGGGGGCCGGUAUGGCAGCGAAAAGAUUGGACCGUGGGAGUGGCUGCCGUAUAGCGAAGCCCAAGUUGCAGCUUGUUUGGAUGCGUGGGAGGAGCUGUGCAAGACCAUUGAGACGCGUAUCUCACAUAUUACCAGCAGCGGCAGCAUCACCACCUCCAAUACCACAAGUCCAGUGCGGCUGCUUGAUCCCGCUGUCCUGGAUGCGGCUGUAGUGCCUAACCCGUCGUUUGCACGCUCUUUUCUGACUCGCGCGCGUCGGCCUCUCUUCCGUAGCAUUGCUCCUGGUCUCGUCCUGCCACCAGCAGACGCAGCUGAGUUUGCGGCAGCGCAGUCCUUCACCGGACUGCCUCGCGGCCAUCAUGUCGUACCGCCGGUAUGCCUUUUUCCUGCUACAGAAGAUGAGCCUAGAUUCAUCCUGACCUCAUCUUCAAACCCUUUUUGCAAUGACUUUCGAGCAACGACUGCCGAUUCAGCCGUGCCGUCCCAAGUCCGCGCCGGCGUCUAUAGCGAGUCGGUUGAGAGGAAUGCAGGUCAUGACUACGCUGAGGAGGGCUUUUGGCUGCUGCUACCGAACAGUUUCGAGAGCGGUUGGGAUGCAAUCGACGGCGCGCGGAAAAGCGACGGGUCGUUGAUUGCCAAGGAGAGGUUGACUGAUCUGUUCCAGCAUGGAUAUAAACCCUUUGGUGGUGACUACUAUCGGCCUCAGAGGCUGGAGCGUUUGUUUGACUGUUGGCGCACACUCAUUGAGCAAAAUGUCUGGACUGUUGGGCCACUUGGAGUGCAAGGCAACCUGGAUACAUUUAAAGAGGCUGGAACAGCCCGUUGGAAAGACUAUGUUAUUCCGCCGAAUUGGUAA
Molecule: messenger RNA, 1479 nt
Organism: Trichoderma aggressivum f. europaeum
Lineage: Eukaryota; Fungi; Ascomycota; Sordariomycetes; Hypocreales; Hypocreaceae
Exons: 1
Coding region: 1-1479 (492 amino acids)
Biological process (GO): carbohydrate metabolic process
Source: RefSeq, a predicted model, not a curated record